CUUGUAAUAAAAGGUUGUUGAAGUCUUAGACAACCAUUUUUGCGUUUGUUCCGUUCUUUUGGUUGUUAUCACUUGCUUCUACGUUAUAACACCCACACAACCAUAAUCAUACAUUCCACCUGCUAUUUUCCAAAUCAAAACGUCAAGGCUACAUUGUUCCUGUUCUGUGAUCAAUUUGAAGGAGUAUCACCCAAGCCAUGCCAGAGAAAACAAAAAAAUCUGUGAGUGAAACUGAGCCUCCUCCUGUACUAUCGCCACAGGCUACACUACGUGGCAAGGCUGCGUCGAUUUCCGACACCGAGCAAGAGACAUUUGAAAGCUUUGUUCGCCAGUCACUAUACUGAAAUUCGUGCUGGGCAGGUGGAAUUACGUAAUUGUAUAGACAACUUGGAAGCCAACAUCAACGAAACAACAGAGUUACAGAGUAAGCGUGUCAGUGAUCUGGAAUCCAAAAUGGGUGACCUUGAUCUGCUUGUAUCGAAGAUGGCAAAGGCAGAGAAAAUCAUCGCAGAUCAGGCACAACAACUCAACAAACUGGAAUGCUUCUCCUGCAGGAAUAAUUUGAGAAUCAUUGGCCUGCCACAAAAGCCCGGAGAGGGCUGCUUAGCCCUAUCAAAGAAGCUACUGAGUGACAAGUUUGACAUGGCCGACGUUAAGAUGGAAAGAGCUCAUCGUGAUGGCCCCAAAUCAGAUGGGAAACUGCAACACCUACUGAUGAAGCUAAAUUGCUACCAGGAUAAAAUAUCGAUCCUACGGCGCCAACGCCAUGCUGCUAAAGCCUACCAAGAAGGCAUCAAGUACCUGUUCGUAAUGGCUGAUAAAUUAAGAUCGGAUCGCUUCGGGAACUUACACGUAUGAAGUAGUUGACGUCGAUGAUGCUGC
Acanthaster planci (crown-of-thorns starfish) is the source of this 882-nucleotide messenger RNA. RefSeq lists its product as uncharacterized. The record is from RefSeq and is a predicted model, not a curated record. NCBI's taxonomy places the organism in Eukaryota, Metazoa, Echinodermata, Asteroidea, Valvatida, Acanthasteridae.